Messenger RNA from Artibeus jamaicensis (Jamaican fruit-eating bat), 2104 nucleotides. It is a transcript of the gene CEBPB, whose product is annotated as CCAAT enhancer binding protein beta. The record is from RefSeq and is a predicted model, not a curated record. NCBI's taxonomy places the organism in Eukaryota, Metazoa, Chordata, Mammalia, Chiroptera, Phyllostomidae. The coding region runs from base 195 to 1481 and encodes 428 amino acids. Gene Ontology annotation, biological process: regulation of cell differentiation; DNA-templated transcription; regulation of transcription by RNA polymerase II. Gene Ontology annotation, molecular function: RNA polymerase II cis-regulatory region sequence-specific DNA binding; DNA-binding transcription factor activity, RNA polymerase II-specific. The transcript has a single exon.
GGGGCAGCUGGGUGGGAGUCGACAGGGGGCGUUAGGCCGCCCCCCGGGGCCAGGCCCUCCGGGGCCAGGGGACCCCCCGAGGGUGAGCUCUCGGUUUUCGGUCAGGCGGCCUACCUCUCGGGGGUCUCAGGCAGCCACAGUGUGGCCACGUCCCGGCGGCAGCGGGAGGGGCCCAGGCGUGACGCACCGUUGCCAUGCGCCGCCUUAUAAAUAACCGAGCUCAGGAGAAACUUCAGCGAGUCAGAGCCGCGCACGGGACCGGGAAAGGGACCUACCCGAGGGUCCAGCCGCCAGCCCACGUACUAGUAGCGGCCACCUCGGCGGCAGCGGCGGCAGCAGCGGCAGUAGAAGAAGCGACCCGGCGCAACUGUUUGCAGCGAGGAGGCCGCGCCACCUGCGGGCCGGCCGGAGCGGGCAGCCCCAAGCCCUCUCCCCGGGCACCCGCGUUCAUGCAACGCCUGGUGGCCUGGGACCCAGCAUGUCUCCCCCUGCCACCGCCACCUGCCUUUAAAUCCAUGGAAGUGGCCAACUUCUACUACGAGGCGGACUGCUUGGCUGCUCCAUACGGUGGCAAGGCGCCCCCCGCGGCCAGAUCCGUGCCGCGCCCCUCCGCCGGCGAGCUGGGUAGCAUCGGCGACCACGAGCGCGCCAUCGACUUCAGUCCGUACCUGGAGCCGCUGGGCGCGCCGCAGGCCCCGGCGCCUGCUACGGCCGCCGCCACGGACACCUUCGAGGCGGCUCCGCCCGCGCCCGCCUCCGCGCCCGCCUCCUCCGGGCAGCACCACGACUUCCUCUCCGACCUCUUCUCCGACGACUACGCGGGCAAGAACUGCAAGAAGGCAGCCGAGUACGGCUACGUGAACCUGGGGCGCCUGGCUAACAAGGGCGCUUUGCAUCCCAGCUGCUUUGCGCCCCUGCACCCGCCGCCCCCGCCGCCGCCGCCGCAGCCCGCCGAGCUCAAGGCGGAGCCGGGCUUCGAGCCCGCGGACUGCAAGCGGAAGGAGGAGGCCGGGGCUCCGGGCGGCGGCGGCGCAGGCAUGGCGGCUGGCUUCCCGUACGCGCUGCGAGCCUACCUCGGCUACCAGGCGGUGCCGAGCGGCAGCAGCGGUAGCCUGUCCACCUCCUCGUCUUCCAGCCCGCCCGGCACGCCGAGCCCAGCCGACGCCAAGGCUCCCCCAGCUGCCUGCUAUGCGGGGGCGGCGCCGGCGCCCUCGCAGGUCAAGAACAAGGCCAAGAAGACCGUGGACAAGCACAGCGACGAGUACAAGAUUCGGCGCGAGCGCAACAACAUCGCGGUGCGCAAGAGCCGUGACAAAGCCAAGAUGCGCAACCUGGAGACGCAGCACAAGGUCCUGGAGCUCACGGCCGAGAACGAGCGGCUUCAGAAGAAGGUGGAGCAGCUGUCUCGCGAGCUCAGCACCCUGCGGAACUUGUUCAAGCAGCUGCCCGAGCCCUUGCUCGCUCCCUCCGGCCACUGCUAGCGCGGCCCCCGCGCGCGUCCCCCUGUCGGUCGGCCUCCGCGCUGUCGGGCGCGGGGUGGCCGCGAGACUCCGGGAAGCGCCCGCGCUCCCGCUCCCGCUCCCGCCCCCGCCUGUGGUGGCGCCGGCAAAACUUUGGCACUGGGACACUUGGCAGCGCGGGGAGCUCGUUGGUAAUUUUAAUAUUUUAUUAUAUAUAUCUAUAUUUUUGUCCAAACCAACCGCACAUGCAGAUGGGGCGCCCGCCCGUGGUAUUUAAAGAAGAAAUGUCUAUGUGUACAGAUGAAUGAUAAACUCUGGCUCUCCCUCUGCCCCAUCUGCAGCCGCCGGCGGGCGGGCCGGUUUCGAAGUUGAUGCAAUCGGUUCAAACAUGGCUGAACGCGUGUGUACACGGGACUGACGCAACCCACGUGUAACUGUCAGCCGGGCCCUGAGUAAUCGCUUAAAGAUGUUCCACCGGGUUGUUGAUGCUGUUUUUGUUGUUGUUGUUUUUUUGUCUUUUUUUUUGUAUUAUAAAAAAAUAAUCUAUUUCUAUGAGAAAAGAGACGUCUGUAUAUUUGGGAAUCUUUUCCGUUCCAAGCAUUAAGAACACUUUUAAUAAACUUUUUUUGGAGAAUGUUUAAAAA